Messenger RNA from Pelobates fuscus (common spadefoot toad), 1099 nucleotides. RefSeq names its product exocyst complex component 1 like (gene EXOC1L). The record is from RefSeq and is a predicted model, not a curated record. The coding region runs from base 255 to 770 and encodes 171 amino acids. Lineage: Eukaryota; Metazoa; Chordata; Amphibia; Anura; Pelobatidae. The transcript is spliced from 3 exons.
UGUGCAAAUAUGAUUGCUCCUACCAACACUCAGUGCUCAGGGGAGCUUGGAAAAUCCAAAACCAGGAUAUAAAGUACUGCAAACAGGUUGAUGAACUUGCUUUUAAUAGAACAGGGAGACUGGGACUUCCACUCUAUGUUACUUAAAGGCCAGAGGAAAAAGGAAAGGUCCAACAAGGGAAGACAGGAGUUCACUCUUAUGAAUGUGGAUAAUAUUAUUCUGCUCUAGAAUAUCCGUGUUGUCAAGAGACGGAAAUGUCAUCCUUACUAAAGGAAGAUAUGGAAAAAAAGCUUUUCAAGCCAAAAGGAUACACUCUUUAUGAGUUUAUAGAGACUAAGUCCAAAUCUAAAGAGAGGUUUUAUCUUUGCACAUCAGUUUCUAAACAGCAGGAAGUUCACAUAUGCCUUGUAAAGCACUACAGAGUGUGUCUGGAUGAAAAGUAUGAGAUAUCAGAGAAGUGGCUACUCAAAGAUUUGGAGUACAUUGAUGGCAAGGAGGCUGAAACUGAUAACUCAAAUUUUGACAUGAUGUUUGAAGAAGUCUGCAAUAUGGACGCUUAUAGUUGUGCCUCAAAAUACGCCUUUGCACGAAGUAUAAUUAAACUCAACACACUCUACACUAAAAAGGACAUCAAAGUGCUUAAUUUUGACUCUUCCUAUAUAGAAGAGGGUGUCAUAUGGUCUUCAAACAAUGGGGAUUGUUUAGUACUCAUGAGAAUAUGCUUUUAUGCAUCUAAUCUUCUCUGCCUUUCUUUGUGUCCCAUGCCCUAAGAGAUAUGGUCCAAAUCUGUGAAGAUGACCUUAAUUAACCCACAACACAGUAACUCCUGUAUGAAUUUCUACUAAAAUAAAAAAUAUGGUUUUAAUGAUAGUGUUAUAGCAUGCAUAGUCAAGGGGUCAAAAGUUAAUUAGGCAAAGUAAUUUUUUACCCAAGCUGUUACUAGAACAAUCAAAGUCUAUCAUCUUAGACAUGGAUAUCAGGACAUCACCAAACAGUUUUCAUAUGGAAAUUAACUGAUUCUGUCAAAACUAGCUAGUUGCACAUGGGAUUGAGCACAGAUUGCUAUUAAAGUUAUAGAACUAUGAAAUAUAAAAAUUGC